AUGAAGGUGAAAUCUGAUGAUCCAAAUGAAGGUGGUUGUGAAAUUGACGAUCCGGUUCAAGUUAAGUUUUUUCACAAUACAAAAUUUUGUCUCCGCGUACAAGAAUAUCUACAAAAAUUACUUUCUGUACAAAUCGCCAUCGUCCCUCAGCAACUAAUGAAAGAACGACGGUAUACUGAGAACGUAGAAAAUGGUUACCGAAUUCAUAUCUUGGAUACGAAGGAAAAUAAAACAGAGAUCGAAAAAGUCCUCUCAGAUGCUAUCAAAAAUCUAUUUGAAACAGUUCAAUCACAAACAUUCACUAAUGACAAAGUUAAAGAAUGGUUACAAAAUCGUCCUAAUACAUUAAACAAUUUGGCCUGUCUACAAACAAUUAUGGAUGAGAAAAUUCAUCAUCUCUUUACUGUGUGCCAGGAAGAUCCUAAAUAUUCGUUAAAAAUUUAUUAUUUUUCUGAAGAUUUAUCGAGUGUUCCUAAUAUUAAAGAAUUAAUUAAAAUCGUCCCAGACAAAAUCGUACAAGAAAUCAUAUUAUUCCCAUAUCAAUCUGUACAUUCCAGACGAGUUAAACACGAAUCAGAGGAAUUAAUCACAGGAGCAACUGCAAAGGGAGAUAUAUCGGUUUCGGUCACUAAUGAUAAUUCAAAUUUGAAGAUGAUGCAAAUAAAAAUUAUAAUAUUUGGUUAUUACAAAACAGUGAAUCAAUUGAAGAAAGAUUUGUCGCUAAUGAUUGCGAGAUAUGAUGUGACAACAUUUAAAUUUAGUUCUCUCGAUACAUAUCAAGUGGAGUUUCUCUUAAGAAACUGCCGUGACGAAUUGAGAGAAAUCGAAGAAAAAUACGAACAAUUUGGUCUAGUGUUACGAUUGAGAUCAAAUGAAUUUUUAGCACCUGCACACCUAGAAAAGGAAAUUCAAUCUUCUAUUACACAGUUGUUAUCGGACUCGAAUACUAGGACCUUUAAGAGUAGUUCGUUACCAAAAGGUGUCGCAGAAAUAGCAGAGAAACAUUUAAAAUCAAUUUUUCAACAUAAUUAUUGUCAUAUUAUGAUUGAAUUAAGAUCAAAAUCUCAGUAUUACACCAUACCCAAAGCGUCGUCCUCCAAUACGGAAGUCAUGCCUGUCGAUGAUUUUCUUUUCUCUCCAAAUGUAUUCAGGAAAAUUAAUGUGGCAAAUGGAUCGAUUGAAAUUCGUAUAGGAGAUAUUGCUUUACAAAAAGUGGAUACUAUAGUCAUACCGAUGACAACAAAUGGAUUAAAAGAAGGUGUGAUUGAACGAGCAGGAACAUUCAAUUAUGAACGUACUUAUACAAAUGCAACAGGACCAACGUUUACGGAAACAAAUGGAGGAAAGCUGAGUUGUAAACGAAUUCUCUUUUCAAACUGGACGCCACAGACAUUGAUCAAUGACGAAAAUGAAUUACGAAAAUCGAUACAAUUGUUUGUUUCGAAAUCUGUAGAAUAUACAUUAAAAGAGGGAAAUGCAAGGUCAAUGGCAUUCGUUGUUUCUAGUUUAUGUGCAAACGAAAUAGUUCUGGUAGAAGAACUGAUUAAUACUGCAAAACAACAACUAGAAUCGAAAAAGUCACAAUUGAAAAUCUCCUUUAUUCUAUUACCAGAACAAAAGACUUUGUAUCGUCAAUUUUUUUCUUUUGUUGGAAAAUCACAGGAUGGCUAUGCGCAGUUGGACUGUCCGACAUCAAUUAUUAAGAUCACCCUUCAUGCGACUACAGAUGAAUAUUUAACAAGAUGUCAAAAUAAAAUAAAUAGAUAUUUGGAACGAUGUAUAACUUCGAUGAAAUUAGCUAAUGCUAAUGGUAUUUUUCAACACUGGGAUCAACAUAUGAUCAACAAGUUUUACAAAUAUUGUCAUAAUCAAUUCGUUUUGCCAAAUCUCGAUCAAACAGGCGAAGAACUUGAGCUAGUCGGAUUUGAAAAAUAUGUUCACGAGACUAAAGAAAAAUGGCAUGUUCUAUCUCAUUUAGCAAUAGAAAAACUUUUACGCACAUCGACGACAAAUCGUUCAAGAUCAGCACGAGUUCAUACUUACAAUCUAAUGCUGAGUUACUGUCAACAAGAUACCAAAAAAUGUCAGCAUCUCAUUAAACGAUUUAUCGAAGAGGGUUUAACCGUAUGGGCAGAACCGAUCGUCGACGAACAGCCACGUGAUGCUUCCUCUCAGAUGAAUAAAUCAGAGUGCAUUAUUCUUUGUAUUAGUGAAAAUUAUUACGAGAGUCAAUCAUGCGAGAAAGAAGCAAGACAUGCUUUGCAAACAGGCAAACCAACUUUCUUGGUAAAAGUUCGAAACGAUCCAUUGUUCGGUUGGCAACGAGAGAUCUUUGAAGGAAAAUUACUUUUUUCAUUUUUUGGAUCCGAUUAUUACUUGAAUUUGCAAUACGAUCAUUUAUUAUUGAAGAUUUUACAAUCGAUAAAAUCAAACAAUUCCUCUUUGAAACAACCAGUCGAGCAACUACGAUCAAAAUAUGAUAGAAGAGUUCAAAUCCUCAUGCAAAUUGGUCAUAUAGAAAAUGAAGAAAUGGUAAAGUUAAUUCAACAACUACAGAACGUUAUUGAUGCUCCUGAUCAAGAAAAAACUGAGUCAGAUGAACAAACUCAAGAAACUAAUACUGAUCAUCGAGACACGAAGAAGAAUAAAGGAGAAUAUGAAUGGAUCGAACGUUGGCUAAGAAAACCAACGAAUAUUACAAAACAGAAUCUACCACCGUUUGCAUUCAGUGGUGAUAUCAAUGAUGCGAUAUUUCCGAUGCCUGAAUAUAUAGUUCAGCAACUAGGUAUAGAAGAUCAAUCACUUUUAUUCACACAACCUUCUACAGCAAAAUUUCGAAAUAUAUUUGAAUGCGAUAUUAUUAAACGAUCAGUCGUACGUUCAUCUCCGCGCGAUUUAUUAAAUGAAUUUCCUGUAGAUGACGAAUAUACCUAUGGAAUGUGUACACAACAAACAGAGUACUCUAAUUGUAUGUCUCACGUAUUCACUGACUGGCAUUCUAGUACCGAUGGCGAUACACAGAAUAAAACACGUUUACCUUGUCUACCAGUAGAAGUAUCCAAUCACUCCAAAAAUAAGGCACACAAAUGUCGUGAUUCAAACCGUACAGACAAUUCGGCAAACAUGAAGGAAGAAGAUGUCAAAUAUAUUGCUAAAAAAUAUCAACCUACUACUCGUGCAGAAUUAGAUGUCUACUUCAAACAGUUUGCUCAACGAAUGCAAGAAAAUAUCAUUCAAUUUGAAAAUUUCUGUGCAACGGCUGCCGUGCACCCAACCGAUCGGAAAAAGCGACGAACUAUCCAGUAA
Adineta steineri is the source of this 3306-nucleotide messenger RNA. The record is from the annotation of a GenBank genome assembly. Lineage: Eukaryota; Metazoa; Rotifera; Eurotatoria; Adinetida; Adinetidae.